AUGGAUAUACUAUCCACUGUUCACCCUGGUGAUUCAGAUAAAUCUUUAGACUUUGGAUACCAUCUUGCGAGGAUCUACUUGGAUUUUCCUCGUUUUACCUCUCCUGAUUUCUUCGUUUUACCUCUCCUGAUUUUCUUCAUUGCUUUUGAUAAGAGAUCCAUGGAGGAGCUACUGUUUGCAAAGCACAUAAAUUGUGCUUUUGUUAAACUUGUGGCACAACCACAAUUUAUAUCCUGUAAAUGCAGGACUGUAACAGGGACUGGUUUUGGCAAGCUCUCUGGCUCUAUAAAAGGCAGAGCAGAGCAGAGCAGCAAGGGGGGAUGGGAAAAAAAAGCCACGAACGGCAGAGAACAGAAAAAACACAGGGACGAAAAAAGAGCAAAAAACAGAGAAACAGAGGAGGAAGAAGCUCAGGAGACCGAAAACACAAAAAAGAAAAAAAAAGAAACAGAGAAACAGAGGAGGAAGCAGCAGCAAUCGGGCAACCCUCCAUCACCAUCGUCAUCGUCUUCGCCUUCACCCCGCAGCCCCAACAGCUCUUUCACACCGCAGCUCCAGAGCUCCAUCUUCAGCAGCAACUGCACCAGAAACGGAGCAUUCCAAGAGAAGAUCACAGUAGAAACAAAGACGAAAGAAAAAGAGGAAGAAGCUCAGGAGACCGAGAACGAAAACACGAAGAAAGAACGAAAACAGAGAGAGAAAGACAUACAUUACAGAGAAAGAGAGACAGACACAAAAACGAAGAAAAACAAAGACAGAAAGAAAGGCAAGGGAAGACAAAGAGGAAAAGAAGAAGAAGCAGAGGAGAGAGUGCCCGUUCGACCAUCAACGUCACGUCUUCAUCGCCAUCGUCUUCGUCUCCAACAGUUACAGGUACUUGUUCAAUCUCAAGAAAAAAGGUUAAGAACAAGGCGCAUGUUGAAGCUUCGAUAUGCGAGGCCUAUAUUGUUGAGGAGAUCUCAACAUUUAUCUCGUACUAUUUUGAACCUCAUCUGAGAACGAGAAUCAAUCACGUUCUAUGACAUGAUGAUGGCGGUGAAGUGCCUUCCAGUGGGAACUUGUCAAUAUUCUCCAAUCCUGGACGACCCAUACCUAAAAAUAUCAUAAGAGGAAGAUAUUUGUCGGAAAUAGAGUUCAGACAAGCACACAAUUAUAUUUUAUUUAAUUGUGAUGAGUUGAGACCUUUCAUUCAGUAAGUAUAUAUAUGUGUACUACUAAUUAAACAUUGUUAAUAAUACACUGUUUAUAUAUUGUAAUAUCAUACACUCAUUAUCACUUGCA
Populus trichocarpa (black cottonwood) is the source of this 1281-nucleotide messenger RNA. RefSeq lists its product as uncharacterized. Bases 1 to 996 code for a protein of 331 amino acids. The record is from RefSeq and is a predicted model, not a curated record. Lineage: Eukaryota; Viridiplantae; Streptophyta; Magnoliopsida; Malpighiales; Salicaceae. The transcript has 6 exons.